Molecule: messenger RNA, 477 nt
Organism: Mucor velutinosus
Lineage: Eukaryota; Fungi; Mucoromycota; Mucoromycetes; Mucorales; Mucoraceae
Gene: MET7
Product: Folylpolyglutamate synthetase
Exons: 1
Coding region: 1-477 (158 amino acids)
Biological process (GO): dGTP catabolic process
Cellular component (GO): cytosol
Molecular function (GO): 8-oxo-7,8-dihydrodeoxyguanosine triphosphate pyrophosphatase activity
Source: RefSeq, a predicted model, not a curated record
AUGUCAACUAUCACUGUUACCGCUGAACAAAAAGAUGUGCUCGUAGGCGUUGGCUGUUUUGUCACAUACACAGACUCAAAAGCUGGCCAAACUCGAAUCCUUGUAGGACAGCGUGCAGGAUCUCAUGGUGCAGGUACCUGGCAAUUACCUGGUGGACACUUGGAGAUGUUUGAGGAUUUCGAGACAUGUGCAAAACGAGAAAUUGAAGAGGAAACCAACCUGACCUUACCUCUGCAAGACAUCAAAAUGUUGACUGCAACCAACAAUAUCAUGCAAGAUAUCAAGAAACAUUAUGUCACAAUCUUCAUGUGGUGUCAUAUACCCGAAGCGGCCAUUGUGGACGUCAAGGUGAUGGAACCUCACAAGUUGCAAGGAGAAUGGCAAUGGUUGACCAUUGAUGAACUCGUACAGAAGAAGCCGUUGUUUUCUCCCUUGCAAAAGUUUGUGGAUGAGCAGGAUUUGACAUUCUUGAAAUAA